Jaminaea rosea is the source of this 773-nucleotide messenger RNA. Its product is annotated as ubiqutin ligase-like protein. Bases 75 to 764 code for a protein of 229 amino acids. Gene Ontology annotation, biological process: modification-dependent protein catabolic process; protein ubiquitination. Gene Ontology annotation, molecular function: protein tag activity; ubiquitin protein ligase binding. NCBI's taxonomy places the organism in Eukaryota, Fungi, Basidiomycota, Exobasidiomycetes, Microstromatales. The transcript is spliced from 5 exons. The record is from RefSeq and is a predicted model, not a curated record. Gene Ontology annotation, cellular component: nucleus; cytoplasm.
UCAAUCGAUCCCACUCGACCCAUCCGCAUCACUACCACCACCACACCCAGCACACCCCUACACAUCUCAUUAAGAUGCAGAUUUUUGUGAAAACGCUGACCGGCAAAACUAUUACGUUGGAGGUUGAGUCCUCGGACACCAUCGACAACGUCAAGGCGAAAAUCCAAGACAAAGAGGGCAUUCCUCCCGACCAGCAGCGACUGAUUUUCGCUGGUAAGCAGCUCGAGGAUGGCCGUACUCUGGCCGACUACAACAUCCAGAAAGAGUCCACUCUUCACCUCGUCCUUCGUCUACGAGGUGGUAUGCAAAUUUUUGUCAAAACUCUGACCGGCAAAACCAUAACUUUGGAGGUCGAAUCGAGCGACACGAUCGACAACGUCAAGGCAAAGAUCCAAGACAAGGAAGGCAUUCCCCCUGACCAGCAGCGCCUCAUCUUUGCGGGCAAGCAGCUCGAGGACGGCAGGACCCUCGCCGACUACAACAUCCAGAAGGAGUCGACGCUCCACCUCGUCCUCCGUCUUCGCGGAGGGAUGCAAAUUUUUGUAAAAACGCUGACCGGCAAAACCAUUACUUUGGAGGUAGAGAGCAGCGAUACGAUCGACAACGUCAAGGCGAAGAUUCAGGACAAGGAAGGAAUUCCCCCUGACCAGCAGCGCCUCAUCUUCGCCGGCAAGCAGCUCGAAGACGGUCGCACGCUCGCCGAUUACAACAUCCAGAAGGAGAGCACGCUCCACUUGGUCCUCCGUCUGCGUGGUGGUCAGUGAGAGGGAAGG